GCAGCCGUCUGGUGAUAAUGGCUGACGAGGCAAGGGUGCACCAGAAGACGGUGGCGACGUCGCCGUUUGCCGUCGUGGUGGUGAGCCGGCCAGCCCCGUCGGACAAGUCGCGCAAGUCGCGCAAGUCGGGUGCGAUGGAAUUUCUGGCAGUGGACGAAGCUCGCGACGCGAUCGUGGUUGGUGGCUCCCUGCUGGACAUAUGGAUGCCGGACAAGUUCCCGAGGCCGCGGCACAUCGAGAGACCAUGGAGGAGGCCGGCGUGGCCAUCGAGCUCAAGGGCGUGCUGCGGGUGGAGCAGAGCCCGCGCAGGCUAAGGUUCAUCUUUGCAGCGUCGCCGAUCGAUCCAGAAGCCAAGGCCAAGUCCGUGGCUGAUGCCGAGUCGAAUGGGGGAGCAUGGCUGACGCUGGAGCAGCUUGCUGAUGGCCGCCGUCUGCGAGGCAGCGAGCUUUGCGAUUGGGGCCGCGAGCUGGUUGAUGCCGGCGCAACAGUCGACGACGUUGCUCCGCUGGCCCAUCUGGUGACAGCAGCUGGUGUGCCUGACGGCGAGCUCGUCCCGACUGGCGUGUCGCUGGAGGAUUGGAUCCUGGGCUCGCGCCCCAAGGUCGACUCUGUGUCUGUGCUGGGAUCGCCCGAGCUGAUGUCGAUCCGCGAAGACGGCUGGACUCGCCGGACCGGCUGUCCCGUCGCGUACUCGUACACUGUCCUAGUGCGGACUGGUGGCGACGAUGGCACCAUUACCCACGCGCUGAGUGCGGUGCCCUUUGAAAAGGCGGGUCUGAUCCUUUGCGCCGCUGCCGACGCCAUGACCGAGGCCGCUCACGAUGCACCGUGGCAUUGGGACGGUGUCCUCCGGAUCGAGUACCUCCUCCAUGGAGUGCAAUCAGCCUCGUUCCAUGCCGUGCUCGUUGCCACAAUGCCCGAUCUUGAUCCUGGCACCAGUCUUCCUCCCCUCACGCCGCGGUCUGCGCUCUACGCCGAGUUGACCCGCACGCUUACCCCCGUCCCAGUUGGCAGCUUUCUCACCCACGAGGGAGCGGACAUUGAUUUGCAUCUGCAGUAGCACACACUACAAAGCCCGCCUCUGCACACGA
Messenger RNA from Thecamonas trahens ATCC 50062, 1091 nucleotides. RefSeq lists its product as uncharacterized. NCBI's taxonomy places the organism in Eukaryota, Apusomonadida, Apusomonadidae. The transcript has a single exon. Bases 200 to 1060 code for a protein of 286 amino acids. The record is from RefSeq and is a predicted model, not a curated record.